Molecule: messenger RNA, 576 nt
Organism: Aspergillus viridinutans
Lineage: Eukaryota; Fungi; Ascomycota; Eurotiomycetes; Eurotiales; Aspergillaceae
Product: glyoxalase family protein
Exons: 3
Coding region: 1-576 (191 amino acids)
Source: RefSeq, a predicted model, not a curated record
AUGUCCACAGAAAGCGACGACCCCAACGCCAUCGAUCUCCUAUCCCGCCUAGCAACUCUACUCGCACGAGUCGCCAGCAACCUCCAUCACAACCAUCUCGACCGAACCACCAUUCAGACCCUCCUCCUCCAGUACUCCUCCCGUGCCGAAUCCGACGGCCGCCUCAUCAACGCCUCAAGACAAGACUCCCAGUGCGUAGAACACGGCGUCUUUCUCUCCUACGUCCACGUCGAGUUACUCUCCUGGCUAACCAAACACAAUUACACCAUCCCUCCGUCCUCAGUGAAAUGGUACAGCUGGCGCAAACUCGUUUCGAGAAAGUACCGUCUCCCAUCGCUAUUCUCCGCUCGGGCGCACGCGGCGCAAUUGGAGGAUCUACUGCAGAAUGUGGUGGAUAAGGGGGAACUGCUGCAUGCGGAUCUGCGAGCUCAUGAGAUUGAGGUUCCGGAUGUUGCGAUUGAUUAUGGACAGGUGACGCCUCAGGCGCCGCAGGGGACAUCACCAGAAGCUCUGCAUAAACUGCUGCAUCGCGCGAUGCUGGCUGAGGUACUGCUCCGGGAGGGAAGGGUGUCAUGA